Messenger RNA from Ipomoea triloba (trilobed morning glory), 1984 nucleotides. RefSeq names its product sulfhydryl oxidase 2-like. The record is from RefSeq and is a predicted model, not a curated record. The coding region runs from base 151 to 1752 and encodes 533 amino acids. Gene Ontology annotation, biological process: protein folding. Lineage: Eukaryota; Viridiplantae; Streptophyta; Magnoliopsida; Solanales; Convolvulaceae. Gene Ontology annotation, molecular function: flavin-dependent sulfhydryl oxidase activity; protein disulfide isomerase activity. Gene Ontology annotation, cellular component: Golgi membrane. The transcript has 12 exons.
ACGUUAAAACGUCUGCCCAAAACGGAAGAAAACUCCUCUCAGGGGUUUUGCAGUUUGCUCCUCCAAAUUCCAAAACGCAGAUCGAAACUGAAACAUUAUACCAUCGUCCAUCUAUUCAUUCCUACGCAUUUCUAUACUAUACGUAUACAUAUGUCUUCUUCAGUUUUGAUCCUGUGUUGGGCCAUGCUUGUGUGGAGCUUGGGAGCGUCUGUGUUCGCUUCGCCUGGAUCUCGCCGCAGUCUUCUCCGGGAGAUCAGCGAUGCCAGUGGCGGCGGCGCCGUCGCCGUCGCCGGCGACGAGAAGCGAGACUACGCUGUGGACUUGAACGCCACGGACUUUGAUGUGGUUCUUAAAGAGACUCCCGCCACCUACGCCAUUGUUGAGUUCUUCGCUCACUGGUGCCCUGCAUGCAGGAAUUAUAAGCCACAAUAUGAGAAGGUUGCUCGACUUUUUAAUGGAGCAGAUGCUAUUCAUCCAGGACAUGUAUUGAUGACAAGAGUAGACUGUGCAUUGGGGUUAAAUUCCAAUCUUUGUGAUAAGUUCUCUGUGGGGCACUACCCUAUGCUUUUCUGGGGGCCUCCGAAAAAAUUUGUUGGUGGUAGUUGGAAUCCAAACCAAGAAAAAGGUGACAUAAUCUCUAUAGAUAAUGGACGCACGGCAACUCUCUUGCUAGACUGGAUCAAUAAGCAAUUGGGCAGCUCAUAUGGUUUGGAUGAUGAGAAGUACGAGAAUGAGCAUAUUGAAACAAGUACUGCAGAUCUUGAGCAGAUUGCCAGAGCUAUAUAUGAUGUUGAGGAGGCAACUUCUACUGCCUUUGAUAUCAUCUUAGGGCACAAGAUGAUUAAAUCAGAGACAAAAGCAUCUUUAAUAACAUUCCUUCAACUUUUGGUGGCUCAUCACCCCUCUAGAAGAUGCCGGAAGGGCAGUGGAGAGAUUCUUGUUAUCUUUGAUGAUAUAUGUUCAUCUGAAGCAUUGUCCAAGAACAAAGACGAAACUGUCGACUGUACCAAAAAGGGUGUGCUGGGACAAUACCAGAUUUGCGGGAAAGAGGUUCCUCGUGGAAAUUGGAUGUUUUGUCAUGGAAGUAUGAAUGACACUAGAGGUUUCAGUUGCGGGUUGUGGGUGUUGUUACACUCACUCUCUGUAAGAGUGGAGGAUGGAGAAAGUGAGAUGGCAUUUAAAGCUACCUGUGAUUUCAUACACAACUUUUUUCUAUGUGAUGAGUGUAGGGAGCAUUUUCACGAGAUGUGUUCAAGUGUUUCUAGUCCAUUGAAGACUGCCCGAGACUACGUCCUGUGGUUGUGGAAAGCGCACAACAACGUGAAUGAUAGACUAAUGAAACAAGAAGCCUCAUUAGGGACAGGCGAUCCUAAAUUUCCAAAGGUUAUCUGGCCUCCGAAACAGCUUUGUCCAUCCUGCUAUCUUCGCCAAAGCAAAAAUGGCGAUGGAAAUAACCGGAUCAAAUGGGAUCACAAUGAGGUCUUCAAGUUCCUGGUUAGUUACUAUGGAAAGACACUCGUAACUCUCGACAAGGACAAGGAACUUCUAGUAGGCGACGGUGACAAAGCAACUUCCGAAGAUUUGGUAGCUUCAGCUAACAUGGUAGCCGUGCCAGUCGGGGCUGCAUUUGCAAUUGGUGUGGCCAGUUGCACAUUUGGAGCGCUCGCUUGCUUCUGGCGAUCACGGCAAAAGACCCGGAAGCCUAAGGAAAGCUGGAAAGAUUACAGGGCUAAUGCACUGGCUGUAAAGUAAGGUUGCCCAGAGUACAAAGCAAGAGACUGUAAGUUUUAUUGAACUUGCACAGCACAUAUUUUUCAUUGGAAAAUUCUAUCCAAAAUGGACCAUACAGAUUUACUCCUGAUUUUGUAGCUUGGACGAAACUAUAACAGAAUUUUUCGUGUCGUGAUUUUAUAUCAUGGAUUGAGCUUCUAAGUUUAGUAAAAGCACAGUAAUGCAAUUCUUGCAAGUUACUUUUUAUCCGUAA